GUGGACUUCAUAUAUUUAGCACUUUGCAGUGUGUGGCACAACAUUAAAUUUACCUGAAAUAUGAAGUCAUUAUACUUUACAAUGCAGUUUUUUGGGGUGUAUUUUUUACAGUGUAUCUUUAUCACUGAAACAUGAAUUGUACAAAUCUUUAAUAAAUGUUUAUUCUUUGACUGCAAGCAUUGUGGCGUUCAUCACAGCAGCAUCCCCACCCCAUCUCCGCUCACUAUGGUUAAGUAUGGUUGUUGAUGCAUAUUGGCAAUGCACUCUUAGGUUUUAACCUCAAACCAGCAAGUCACUAAAUGUUAGAUGGUGCGAGGAGAUUUGAAAGGGGGACUUGUUAGGUGUGACCAUAUACAGUCUCAUUUCUGUGAAAUUUAUUGCAUCUUCAUAGAGGAACUAAGUAUCAACAUUUUGACCAGUAGCACAAUCUGCACUGUAUCGUAUCAGCAAACUAAACUGCAGCAGAAAUACAUUGCAAGCUGCAUUGUGAGACUUGCAAUACUUUGUGAGAACAUUCCUGUCCAUUCAGUUUUAACAAAAUGUUUAAUUCAAGCUAUGGAUACAUCAUGAAUUCAACUCUAGAAGUCACAGAUGCUCCUGAAUACUCAAGCAGCGAAGGCUCUGGAGACUUUGACUAUGACUCUGUCACUGAAAGCCCUCCCAGCGUGUCAGUACCACAAUGCAGGGAAACAGCAUGUGUAAUCACAGUUAUUUUAAAAGUGAUUAUUUUCCUGCUUGGUAUCGUUGGAAAUGGAGCGGUGAUCUGGAUUGCUGGUUUUAAGAUGAAGAAGUCAGUUAACACCACUUGGUACCUGAGCCUGGCCUUAUCUGAUUUCAUUUUCUGCAGUACCCUCCCUAUAACCAUUGUCCAUACAGUUACAGACAAGUGGUCCUUUGGCCUCUUCAUGUGCAAGUUCACAUCCUUUAUAAUGUUCCUCAACAUGUACAGCAGCAUCUUCAUUCUCGUCAUUAUAAGUGUGGACCGCUGUUUGACCGUCAAGUUUCCUGUAUGGGCCCAGAAUCAUCGUUCUAUAGUCAAGGCUUCGGUUGUUGUUGCGUUGACCUGGCUCAUGUCGGUUUUGCUUAGUAUACCACCACUGAAAUUCAGAGAAAUUGCUAUUGUGAAAACAAAACCGGUAUGUUACAACAAAUACGGGGGACAUCACAAUCACCAACCUGUUGUGCUCCUUCGAUUUUCUUUGGCCUUUUUAAUCCCAUUGCUCAGUAUUUGUUUCUGCUACUCCAUCCUGAUUUGCAAACUUAGGGCAAACCAAUUAUCCAAAUCCAACAAGCCCUACAAGAUCAUGACACUUUUGAUUGUGACUUUUUUCCUCUGCUGGAUGCCAUUUCAUAUUGUUGCUAUGAUAGAGUUUGGUGCAUCUAAGGGUAGCGAAGCCUUUAAGGCAGCCAUUCACUCAGCCCAAAGAAUAACCGCUACUCUUGCCAUCUUAAACAGCUGCCUAAACCCAUUCCUAUAUGCAUUUAUGGCCAAGGAUUUAAAGAAGAAAUGCUAUUCGUUCCUGUCAAAGAUUGAAAGUGCCAUCGAUGAGGAGACCCGAAGCGGUUUCAAAGGAACUUCUAUUACCAGUACUGGGGAUAGACUGUCCACUGCUGUCUGAAAAUGUAAACGUUUAUGAUAAUAUGAGACAAAACAGAGCAGUUAUAAACGGUAUGUAAGCCAAGAUUUUGUAAACUAAAAAUGGAUACAUUUCUCCAACAAACUCAGAUAUUUUGAGUAAAAGUUAACACCAUAACAUCACCCCCAAACUAGUAAAUCCCAGAUCGAGGACGCUCUUGUUUUUUUAAAGAUGUACAAAUGUAACAAAAAUCUUGUGACAACCAUUAUAUUUCAUUUGCUUUACUGUCAAGUCAAAUUUCAAUCAUUGAUUUCUCUUUAAUUUCAAUCUUUGACAUGACCUUACUGAUGUCAAUAUUAAAUAUUUUUUCUAAUUGUUUUAUAUAGCGCUUUUCACAAUUGGUAAUUGUUUCAAAGCAGCUUUACAUUAAUUGAGGCAGGGGGAAACACAGAAAAAUCGACAGACAACACAAGCAGCAAAAUACAGCGGCUAUGAAUAAACUUUUCAAGCGAGCGUAUAAUAAUGUAACGUAUAGAAGAGGUGCUAAGUUACAACAAUCUCGGCUGACUCCCCGGGGUUGAAAAACCCCCUAGGAGAAAAACCAGGAGGGACAAAAAUCCUAGGAGGAAAAACCCUUGAGAUAUAUAUUACAUGAUGCAGGAUGGUGUUACAUUUGGUAGAAAAUCCUUACAUUAUUUCCAUAUAAAAUACAUUCACAAUAGCACUUUAGUUUUGUUGAAAACAAAUGUAAAGAAUUUGACUCAAACUGUAUUAAAAAUAAGGUUGAUACUUUUUAUCUUUUAAUGUCUAAGCUGUAUAAGAUGUAUAGAUCAGAUGUAUAAGCUGUUGCCUUUCUGAUGAGCAUUACAUUUUUUAUUUUAUUUGUGUAUUUACACUUGUGUAUACUGUACAUCCUAUGUAUCUGUCUACCCGUCUGCCUAAAUAUGAAACGUCUGUCAUUUUUACCCACAUGGCGUUCAAAACAUAUUGUUAUAAGUUCUAAACUGUUGCUUUAUAAACUCUAUAACGGGAUUAUUGUAAUUUGAAUGGGGUAAAUGGAUCAUGAAAUCUGUUAUUGCCAAAAGCUUCUGUUUUUCAUCUUAAAGUUUGUCAACAAAGGAUCAACUGCUUUGUUUUGAUUUGUUAUGUAAAAACCUCACCAAGAAAGUACGCAAGAGACAAUUUUAGUGCAGUCAAAACAAAAAAAUCAGGAGCUCUAUAUAAAUCAAGAAAACAAUAAGAAAACUGCAAAUCAGACAUAGGAUAUAGUACAUACAUUUAUUGAAUACUUGACUCAUAAUUUGAGGGAUUUUUGAUGUACAUAUACUGUAGCUGUUUUACUAAUGUUUUUGUUCUAAAAAGCACUGAAGGCUGAAAGAUCUGCGUUUUUAAGCAAAGUUGUGUUUGCGUGUGUUUGUUUGUUUGUGUAUUGUCUGAGAGGAGAAAUACAUUUAUGUUGUAUUUUGUUUAUUCCAAUUAUUACAGUAUUUCAUUUAUUUUAAAUAACAUAUUCUUAUCUACUGUAUAUAUGUAUUUACUAAAAUUUACUAAUUUUUAUAUACUAAUUUAAUUUGCUAUGUUAAUUUGUUUUAUCAUUCAUUUUUUAUCAUUAUUGCUGUUUAAUCUUAAAGGAAUAGUC
This is a messenger RNA of Misgurnus anguillicaudatus (oriental weatherfish), 3216 nucleotides long. RefSeq names its product chemerin-like receptor 1. Gene Ontology annotation, cellular component: plasma membrane. Gene Ontology annotation, molecular function: G protein-coupled receptor activity; complement receptor activity. NCBI's taxonomy places the organism in Eukaryota, Metazoa, Chordata, Actinopteri, Cypriniformes, Cobitidae. The record is from RefSeq and is a predicted model, not a curated record. Gene Ontology annotation, biological process: phospholipase C-activating G protein-coupled receptor signaling pathway; inflammatory response; positive regulation of cytosolic calcium ion concentration.